Molecule: messenger RNA, 597 nt
Organism: Guyanagaster necrorhizus
Lineage: Eukaryota; Fungi; Basidiomycota; Agaricomycetes; Agaricales; Physalacriaceae
Exons: 3
Coding region: 1-597 (198 amino acids)
Source: RefSeq, a predicted model, not a curated record
AUGCUACUUUCCCCGCCCAUUCGCUUUGCUGCCCCACCGCUCUGCCGCCAGAAUUUAUUCAGAACGACAUCUCGAUUCUGCAUUCGCUUCAGCUCAACCAGGGCCUCGGUAGCCCCGAAAACACCCAUCUCCUUCGCGCCGCACUUUUUCAAAACAGCUGGCGUCACAGGGCUAGGACUCGGAUCCUUCCUCGCCACUAGGUCUUCCAUUCAUUGCGAUGCUCCGAUAGCAAUGGAACCGUCACCUGAACCCCACGUCCUUCCACCGCCACCCUCAUCUUCGGUUUCGGUAUAUCAACUUUCCUUUGGUACCGUAGCAGGCAUAUGUUCUGGGGUAUUCUUAAAAAAGGGCGCGAAAGCAAUGGCGUUUUUCUUAGGCGGCAUCUUUUAUCUCGUGUCACUUUCUGUCAUACGCGUCGAUUGGGUAAGAAUGGGAGGGCGUUUUGAGAACCUAUUCUACACAACGGACGCGACUGGAAGAAAAAAGGCGCCAACACCCUACUCCUUGUUCAAAUGGAUCGUGGAUUUCUUGACGGCAGACUUUCAACCGCGGGCAUCGUUUGUCGCUGGGCUUGUGCUAGGCUUGAGGCUGGGCUAA